Messenger RNA from Nilaparvata lugens (brown planthopper), 1163 nucleotides. RefSeq lists its product as uncharacterized. The transcript is spliced from 2 exons. The record is from RefSeq and is a predicted model, not a curated record. Lineage: Eukaryota; Metazoa; Arthropoda; Insecta; Hemiptera; Delphacidae. The coding region runs from base 252 to 932 and encodes 226 amino acids.
UUUGUAAUAUAAAUUAAAACAGGAGACACAAUAUGAAUAGAUUGGAAACACUUAAAAAUUAACAUUAGAAAUGGGGGGAAAUUUUCUCAACCGAGAAGACUGCAGUUUUUUUCCACCUAUUUAUAUAUAUAUAUGUGUGUGUGUGUGUGUGUGUGUGUGUGUGUGUGUGUGUGUGUGUGUGUGUGUGUAUAGGUAGAUAAUAAUAUAAUGUAAAUAACAAGUACAUACAUAACAUAAAUGAAACAUAUGGUAUGUCAAAAAUGCGACCCCUGGUGAAGAAUGGGCUGACAAAAUCAGAGUGCAAACUAUUCACUUUGGCCGAGCAGCGUUGCUUGGAUCGCCUUCAACAAGAGAAGGCAAUGGAGGAGGAGAGAGCUGAAGCACAAGGGGCAGCAGGAGAGAAGAAAGAGAAAAAAGACAAGAAAUCCAAGUCUGAUUUGGACUCAAAUACGCCCAAGGGGCAGCAGGAGAGAAGAAAGAGAAAAAAGACAAGAAAUCCAAGUCUGAUUUGGACAGAAAUACGCUGCUUCGUCUGCCAAAGACUUCAAAAUUAUUGGAAAAUGCAGUCAGUCAGAACACUCCAAAUGACAGAGAGAAAGAGGUCGAGCAGAUUUACCAGACUAGUUUCAUGCUUGUAUGUAUGUAGGAAGAAGAGCAACUCUAUGGAAGAAGGAAGAAUCACAGAGGUUAGAGGCAUUUUUUAUUUUUUAUACCAAAAUAUAUAUGUAUGUAAACAUAUAUAUACGGUAUGUCAAAAAAUGCGACUGCUGGCAAAGAACGGGCUGACAAAAUCAGAGUGCAAACUAUUCACUUUGGCCGAGCAGCGUUGCUUGGAUCGCCUUCAACAAGAGAAGGCAAUGGAGGAGGAGAGAGCUGAAGCACAAGGGGCAGCAGGAGAGAAGAAGAGAAAAAAGACAAGAAUCCAAGUCUGAUUUGGACAGAAAUACGCUGCUUCGUCUGCCAAAGACUUCAAAAUUAUUGGAAAAUGCAGUAAGAACACUCCAAAUGACAGAGAGAAAGAGGUCGAGUAGAUUUACCAGACUAGUUUCAUGCUUGUAUGUAUGUAGGAAGAAGAGCAACUCUAUGGAAGAAGGAAGAAUCACAGAGGUUAGAGGCAUUUUUUAUUUUUUAUACCAAAAUAUAUAUGUAUGUAUACAUAUAUA